Drosophila miranda is the source of this 2022-nucleotide messenger RNA. Its product is annotated as UPF0472 protein C16orf72. The transcript is spliced from 5 exons. The record is from RefSeq and is a predicted model, not a curated record. Bases 495 to 1325 code for a protein of 276 amino acids. Lineage: Eukaryota; Metazoa; Arthropoda; Insecta; Diptera; Drosophilidae.
UGAAUCAGUCCGGCAGCACUAACAGCAGAGUCUCAAUUCUUUUUUGAGGUGAUUUACUAUUCACACUCGUUUCUAUGUCGAAUACACAAAUACAUUUUAACAAACAAAUAAAUAAAGGCGAUCUACGGCACUUCUAGUGGCGGAUUGGAGGCAGUGCAUCAAAGUGCGCAUUCAAGUGCCCGAAGUCUGCAGUCAAGAGUGGACAAUCCUCUACACACCCACACACAGAAGCAAGACUGCGUGUGUGUGAAGCGUGUGUGCUUCUGUGCGAGCAUAUCUCGCUCGUGUGUGUGUGGUUAGUGCGUACUGUCGUCGUAGCAGAAGAGGAAGCAGCAGAAAGGAGCAGCAGCCAGAAGACGCAAGUCGCGAUUCCCUAGUCGCGGAGUCCAGGGCAGUAGCCGUAACUGUGACAGAAGAAAAAAACCAGCGCAGCAAAAACCACAUACAACCCACACACACACUAACAUACACACAAAAAAAAAACACAGUCAAAAAUGCAACAGCAGCAUGAAUCGGGCGGCGAGGAAAGCUGGCUCGAGGAGCAGUGUCACCAUGAAAUUGACGGCCAGCAUGAUGAAUUCGAACGGGAGUAUGUGCGUCAGCGUGACAACAAUUUAGGCACCGUCUGGGGAGCAUUCCAGGAUUCGGCCACCGCUGUGGCCCAGCUCUAUCGCGAGCGCUCAUCAAACGCAUUUUCCUCAGACACAGGAGCCCUUUGGCUGCCCUUCCAGACCGCAGCUGGCACUGUGACAACACUUUACAAAGAAUCAUGUGAUGGUCUCAAGCGCACUAGCGACGCUGCUGUACAGUGCGGAUAUCAACGCCGCACACGCGAGCUAGCAGAUUGGGCACGCAGCAAAAAACGGCGCAUGAUACGUCGGGAGGAUCUAUUGGCCUAUCUAGCCGGAAAACCGAUGCCGCCAUUCAACACAAAUCCACAUGCCAAUCGUCGGUCACCAAAACCAGAGCAUCACCACGGCGGUGGCGGCGGACAUUUUUCGACCAGCGGUGGACCAGGCUCUGGCCUUGGCUUUCUCGGAUCUGGCCUGGACCUGCCCGGUGGCCCACUGACAGGAGCUUCGGGACAGCCAUCGCAUUUGUUGUCGCCAGCUGUCGUACAGGGUGGUGGUGGCGGUGCCCCGGGGGCUGGCAUCGGCGAUGAUUUGCACACCUUCAAGGAGGCUUUGGUUUUGCGCCCACGUGGGCCGGAACUAUUUGCAUUUGUUGCCAAUGAAAUAGCGCGUCACUGCAAGCGUCCCGGCAGUCCCAUCGACGAUAAAAUGGAUAUAUGCCACUAUAGCAGUAAACGACAGCGCUUCAUGUAAUCCCAUCGUCCAAUCCGCCAUUAUCUAUCCCAAAAUAACACACACCACAACCAUCCCCCGCAUCUCACCUUUUAAGUCGUGAUCAGGCAGUGUAGUAGAAUCGGCACUAUUUUUGGAUAGAAAGAAUCUUUCGAGAGAAGCAAGACAGAAGAGGACGCGUUCUGAAAGCACAGACGUCAAAUGUAAAAUGUUUGCCUAAAAUUCUUUUUGCAAUGGCCUUCGCCCCACACACUUUAACCAACUUGUGCAUGUAUGUGCAGACACUUACAUGAGUUUAAAAUAGGUUUUAGUUGCUAGUUCUAAAAAAAUACGGUCAACAUUGUCGUUUCAUGACAACGUAGCGGUGUAAUAGAGUUUUUUGAAUUUUUUUUGCACGGAUUUUCGUCGAACAGCUAUUGGAAAAUUAAUUGAUUACGAUGAAAUAUUUUUCUGGGCCAGCUGUGUGUCCAAUAUAUAUACUUAGAAUUGAGCAAAAAGAUAUUCGAGGAGGAGGAGAGCAGGUAGUCGCAGGCAGGACUGUAGUUAAUGUAUUAUACAAUACUUUUAGCGUGGAAAUGCAGCUGUGUAAAUAUCGUAGCUAGAUACAGAAGCCGAAAGUAUAGCAGGGUAAAGCAGAAGCAGAACAUUAAGAUCCCCCAAUCAGCUAUAUAUAUAUAUAGUAAUUAUGUAUCCGAAUUAAGUGAAAAUUGUAUUAGCC